AUGAUCACCAGGAUAUCGCAUCGUCAUUUCACGGCCUUGGCCCAGCGCCAGGCGACAGCACUGCAGAGCUCCAUUUUGCGGGAGUCUCUCCCAGCGCGGAGAUUGCUCGCGACAACGGCCCCAAGACGCCAACAACCCCCAAAGACUUACUUCGACGACGGCUCCCAGCCAAAGCCCUACUUCACCGAAGAGUCCAAACCCAAGACAUAUUUCACCUCUGAGUCGACAACCGAACCCCCAGUAAAAACCUACUUCUCCGACACCACACCCUCUCCCCAAGCCCCCGUACAAACCUACUUCACCGAUUCCUCACCCGUCCCCCCAACUGCCCCCCCUCAACUAGACCCAGCCGCCGAACCCAAACCCAAAAAGAAACGCCGUCUCCUUCCUCGCCUCCUCUUCGCCGCUUUCUUCACCACCCUAGGUGCAGCCGUUGGCUGGGCCGCGCUAAACAUCGUCAUCCCCGCGCCGCCCGCCGAACCCGAUUCCCCCUCGCGACAUCUCGAAUAA
Messenger RNA from Thermochaetoides thermophila DSM 1495, 510 nucleotides. RefSeq lists its product as uncharacterized. The transcript has a single exon. The coding region runs from base 1 to 510 and encodes 169 amino acids. The record is from RefSeq and is a predicted model, not a curated record. NCBI's taxonomy places the organism in Eukaryota, Fungi, Ascomycota, Sordariomycetes, Sordariales, Chaetomiaceae.